AUGGGCUCUUGGGCCGCGAAUCGGGAGAACGGCAUCAGGAAUUUUGCCUACUCUCUGAAUAAUAUCAUCAACCCGUCAACAUACCAGACAUUAGACAAGCCUGCAACCGAUCUCGAAGUACGGCUUCAUCGACACGCUCUUCCCUCCUGCACGUUGGAGAACGGCACGGUACCUGAGGGCGACUUCUACCGCCCCACGGAGUUCACUGCUACAGGCGACCGCAAGCCGUUGGUGCUCAAGCAUGGGAACUCGCUCAUCGUGCAGCUCGUCCUGAAUGGGAUGAAGAUCCAGGCGUGCCGCCCCUCGUUCCUCGAUGCACGCGACGCGAUUCUCGAUGCGGACGAGGUACUCACCGGCGGCGAGAACUAUUGUGACCUCUACGCCGGUUUCGUCUCGCGAGGCCUGGGCCCGAACGCCCGCGUCGACGGUCGACGGGCGCUCCCCGUGGGGCGGAGGUGUGCGCACCAAUGA
Molecule: messenger RNA, 471 nt
Organism: Sparassis crispa
Lineage: Eukaryota; Fungi; Basidiomycota; Agaricomycetes; Polyporales; Sparassidaceae
Exons: 3
Coding region: 1-471 (156 amino acids)
Molecular function (GO): metalloendopeptidase activity; zinc ion binding
Source: RefSeq, a predicted model, not a curated record